This is a messenger RNA of Rhinocladiella mackenziei CBS 650.93, 1257 nucleotides long. RefSeq lists its product as uncharacterized. Bases 1 to 1257 code for a protein of 418 amino acids. The record is from RefSeq and is a predicted model, not a curated record. Gene Ontology annotation, molecular function: transmembrane transporter activity. The transcript has 3 exons. NCBI's taxonomy places the organism in Eukaryota, Fungi, Ascomycota, Eurotiomycetes, Chaetothyriales, Herpotrichiellaceae. Gene Ontology annotation, biological process: transmembrane transport. Gene Ontology annotation, cellular component: fungal-type vacuole membrane.
AUGUCGAAUCUGGAACAGUCCCCUGCACAAGCCAGAAACUUGUCGGUCGAAAAAAAGACUGAGAAUGCUGAAUAUCAAAGCGACCAUUCGGACGGCCAUGAGGCUGAAAAAGCUAUGCAGCCAAUAUCUUCAGGCAACGAUACCCCGGACGGCGGUCUCGUCGCUUGGCUUGUUGUUCUUGGUGCUUGGUGUACCUCAUUUUGCAGUUUUGGCUGGCUAAAUAGUGCGACUAGUCUCCGCCGUGGACCCGUCGUCGGCACCCUGUACGAUCACUUUGGGCCGCGGUGGCUAAUCUUAAUCGGCAGCAUCCUGCAUGUCUUUGGCAUCAUGAUGACCAGCCUUGGCACCGAAUACUAUCAGAUCCUUCUUGCGCAGGGGUUGUGCUCUGCUAUUGGUGUAUCGGCGAUCUUUCAACCCGCCAUCGGCUGUAUUCAUGGCUGGUUCAGUCGCAGGCGCGGCGCGGCUUUUGGAAUCCUGUUUACCGGAUCCAGUUUGGGUGGUGUCAUAUUCCCUAUAAUAGUGUCACAUCUAAUCCGCGAGGUUGGCUUCGGCUGGGUGAUGCGCAUUUCCGCAUUUCUCAUACUCGUCCUUCUAAUCAUCGCCAAUAUGACCGUCCGUGUCAACCAUCCGCCAGUCCCGCACAAAGUCACCAGGGCGCGGCUCCUGAAACCUCUCACCGAGACAGACUUUCUCCUCCUCACUGCCGGCUUCUUCUGCUUUAGCUACGGCUUUUUCGCUCCUGUCUACUAUCUUCCGCUUCAGGCCCUCGAUGCGGGCAUGGAUCCUAACCUAGGACAGUACGUCCUGCCUAUAUUGAACGCCGGAUCGCUAUUUGGACGUCUCUUCUCAGGCUUCUUGGGCGACAAACUUGGCCGAUACAACAUUUUCAUCGUUGUCUGCUACUUGUCUGGCGGCUUCUGGAUCCUGGCGCUUUGGCUCCCCGACACAAACGAUCCAGCGCUCAUCGCGUUCGCCGCGCUCUUUGGAUUCUUCUCCGGUGCUUACGUCUCACUCAUUGCCCCUCUGGUCAUGCAGAUUUCACCGAUGGCAGAGAUUGGAUUCCGCACAGGUAUUGUCCUCUUUGUCACCCCAAUUGGCGGUUUGACGACUAAUCCCAUUAACGGUGCCAUACUGGAUAAUGCUGGUGGCUGGGUUGGUCUUAAGGUGUUUUCCGGAGUACUAUGUAUAGCUGGCACUACCUUCGUGCUUGUGGCGAGAAUCAGAUUGACUGGCUGGAAACUUUUUGUUCCUUUCUAG